AUGUUAUAUUAAACAAUGAGAGUAAAGUGGACCUUUCUAAAAUACCCAAACUGAAAAGGAAAAUCAGGGGAGUUCCACGGCAAUCCAAGAGAGAGUGCAAAAACAAGAAUGAGGGGGAUAACACCAUGCACAUCAAUGCUGCAGCAGAUUGUCAACUUGAACAAAUUGCAACAGUACCUAGCUCUUUUGAGAGCUAUUCAACACCACUUCAAAGCUACAUGCAGCAGCUGCUGAUAUACAAAGGAUUUACCCCUAUUGGCAGCUAUUUCAAUAAAUUUGUAUUGAGAGAAUUUGCACAAGAAGAUAAAAAACUUGAGGUAAACACAUUUGUUUUUGUUGAAAGAGGUUCCAAGUCCUUUCAGGGUAGCUUUCGUUGGUCAUGGAGUUGUUCAUGCAACAUCCCUCGGUCAUCCUUUAUAAACGGAUUGUCUGGCAGCGUUGAUAUGUCAUAUGAUGUUUUUUUGCAACGCUACCCAACAUGCAUCCACAUUGAUGCAGUAGCAUUCCUUAUGGAAAGAUUUGAUGCAAGGGAGAAUUUACAUGCUGAAGAUCACAGCUACUCUCUUCACCAGUAUCAGCCAGAGAAUGAGAACAUCAAAAUUCAGGAGUUGUCCUGGGAUGGAGAAUACCUCUGUGUGACACAUGAGGACUGCAGUGGCAUUGUGUCAUACAAAGACAAAUUGCAUUGUUUAACUUGCAAAUCUUCAAAAUGUGUUCACACAACAUUUCUAUCAGAUAAUGCCAAAACAUAUCAGAUAGACUUACCAUACCAAGCAUUGACUAGUAUGCAGCCUAAACCAACUUCUUCCUCCAGCUCAUGGAUCAAAAUCUUGUCUUGGAAAGGUAUUCCCUUUAAGUUUGAAGCUGAAUUGAUGGCUGUGUAUUCUAAACCAGUAUUGGAAAGAAUUCCAUCUGGAGUACUUGUGGAGCCUCAUACAAGUGUCUGCAAGAUUUGUGGGAGUAUGUGGUUAAGUGAUGUUUCUCACAUCAAGUCAAUGCCACUAGUUGACAACAAAAGAACAACAGUAGUUCAAGUUGGUGAAAGAAAAUGCAGUAAUGUAAUGUGUACUGGUGUACUACGGUAUGAUGGACUGGAGCAUUGCAUAUUCCAUACAAGCCACACUCUCAUCGCUUAUGAAGUCCUAUUUGGGUUUAUGGACUUGUUCACCCGAAACAGAACAACUCUAUACACAUACUUCUUGUCACUGAAAGACAACCAUGAGAGGGGAAAUGACAAGAAGUUCCAGCAAACCUUUUCAUAUGCACAUUUCAAAUUUGCAUGGUAUGGCUUCUUGGAGAAGCUCUGCUCCACCAUCAAUUUUGAGGAGGGAUUCAGAUGUAUACAAUGUGGGUCAGCACCAGAUAGAUUGAUUAUGGAUGCCACCACAUUAGCCCACAGAAAAAAUUUAAAAACCUGGACCAACAACCUACAACAGAUGGCAUCUGAUAAUGUAUUGCACAUUCCGUACAGCUCCCAUAAAGACAGAGUGGUGAUAAGUGAUCCAUACACCAGGUUACUGCUGAGGCGAUAUGCUGGUGAGCAACCACCACUGAUAGAGGCAGAAGUAACAAAACUGUUUGACCUCCUUGGAUACCACAACAAGGAGCUCCAGGCUUUAGUGCAGUCAUUUGGGAGGUCUGAAAUAGCACCACCACCAUACAGACCCUUCCUAAAAAAUUUGGCUUUGGACAGUCCAAUAUGUGGCAUGUUCCAUCCAUCUGACCACCUACAACGGAUCAUACAGAAAAUGAAAAUAAAAGAUCCAAAGUCAUCGCCAGAGUUACUCGAGGAGCUGCAAAUGCAGUUACCAUUGGUUUACAAGUUGGUGUGUUCAAUCAACCAUACCCCAUACCAUUUGGUGGAAUUGCUAGAGUCCUUAGUUGAAAAAGCAGCAAACAGUUAUCCUGAAAACACCACUGCCACUUCUUUGAUGGACAAUCACCUUCUCAAGGACAGCUUUUUCCCAUCACUCCUACCAUUAAGAUCUCGAGGGACCUACAAGAUGGAUUUUACAACUAAUAAAAAGGGCAAAUACGAAUGCACAAAGAGCAAAGGACACCCUAGUUUGCUACCUGGUGUUUUCUGCCUCUUCUGUGAACAUGGAGUUUGCUAUGGAUAUGAGUUGAUGGAUUCUAGUGAAUCUCCAAAUGUUCCAUUUACAUUGAUAUUAACUCGGUUCAAAAAAGCUCCAUCUAUGGUCAUUUACGACAAUGCUUGUAGGAUGCACUCUUACUGUCUGAACAGGCAUCCUGAUUUCUUCAAAGACACAUGGUUUCUAGUCGAUCGACUGCAUUGGUUUAACCAUCGAGGGUGUAAUGAUGGGUACAACCUAAAUGAAUAUGUGCAAUUCAAUACCAUAAACAGUCAGGCUGCAGAGCAAUGCAACAGUUCCCUAGGAAAACUUAAAUCAAUGCUUUCUUACAUGACAAAUUACAACUUUCAUCUUCAUUGCAAGUUCUACCUGUGGGUUCUUAAUAAAAGAAAACAGAAUGCUAACAAGUGAUUAUGUGAAAAAGAUUUCCAAAAAUUUGUUGAUUUUUUUAGUUAAUUUUUUUGUUAAAUGUGUCUUCAUCAAUAAGUUUUUUCACUGGGUAGUUUUCAAGUUUUUUUUUCUCUUUUCCUAAUCACUCACUGGAAAGCAUGAAUUCAAGAUAUUGCUUCAUGAGUAAUAACUGCAGUUUUACUUAAAUUAUACAGUAUUUAACAUUAUUCAAAAUACUUAAUUUUAAUUAUUUUGUGUGUGAGCUUCUUGUCAGAUAUAAUUUUUAGUUAUCUUGAUUAUUUCUUUUAAAGUUGGUUGCAUAAAUUUUUUUUCCUCUUUAUCCAAAUCUCCCAAUCAACUACAUUGCUCUCUUCACUUCUAACUGGAAUGAGGAACGGAAAUUAUUUUUUUUCUUUCAAAUAAUUCAACUAGGAGUACACAAAAACAUUCUGAUCAGUAUUCAUUUAAGUUGUAGGUACGUUUGUUUUAAAAUAUACAUACUUCACUUACAUAUUUGAACACUUUUCCAAUGAAAUAAAGGUAAAACAUUCAAUUUUUUCAUGCAAAUGUUUGUCCUCAGAUUGUAAAGAUUUCUUCACAAAUUAUUUAGGUGCAUGAAUUUUCAUCAUUGGUUUAAAAUUGUGAAGCUCUCCAAAAAAAAAGUAAUACAGGUGAGAUGCUACAUAUCAUUGUGUCAUGUGACCCUGUGAAUUAACAUAUCACAGUAUUUGUUGUGUUAUACAUGUUAACCAAUUUACUGUAUUUUCUUGUCCUCAUGUUGUUGAUACAAUAAAAUUUGAAAACCUGUUUGCAGUGUUACGGACUUACGAAAUAUUAAUUAGGUUAGUUGUAUUUCACACUUCCAUUUUAACUUUCAGUUUAUGCUCAGAUUGUGUCAAAACCCUAUCAUGAUCACUGAUGUCUUCAAGGUAAACAAUGCGUUUCAAGUCUGAAAAGUUCUAUGAAGAAAUUGGACACUUACGGAAAAGAAGCUGUAUAUAGAUUAUGUAAACAACUAACUUCAAAAUAUAUAUGGUUUAAAGCAAAAACUUACACGGUAGAGGCACGAUCAUCGCAAAACUUGAGGCUGAGUUGAGCAGCUGUAAAUACCAGCGGGAAAAACAUGGAGGAG
Ostrea edulis (European flat oyster) is the source of this 3615-nucleotide messenger RNA. RefSeq lists its product as uncharacterized. Bases 126 to 2504 code for a protein of 792 amino acids. The transcript has 13 exons. The record is from RefSeq and is a predicted model, not a curated record. Lineage: Eukaryota; Metazoa; Mollusca; Bivalvia; Ostreida; Ostreidae.